AUGAACACGAGCGCGUCGACAGCGCAGACCCGCCGAGCGGCCUCUGCCGAACAGUCGAGGUCUUCCACGUUGGACAUUCAACCUUCAUUGACAGAGCGGGACACCUCGAGCCAUCGCAAAGGAGAUGGCCUGAAGUUGGCCGUUCCAAAGCUACAGGGACAUCAUCGUGGAGAGGGGCGCGAUGGUGCCACGCGGCGCUUGCAUCGCCCGGUUCCCACCAGCCGACGGCGAGCGUCGCCUCACGGCCACCUUCACGAGGCUCAUUGGGCGCGCUUCGAACGCAAGAUCUCUGGGGCCUUGAGACAUGGACUGCGCGGAGAACACUCGCCAGAGGGUACGCAUCUUUCUCCUCUGCAAGAGGGCCGCUCGAGUUCCGCCGAAAAGUAUUCGCCACCCACCGACAACAGCGGUGCCCGACGGCUGGCAGAGGAAUGGCCGCAAACCAAGUUCAUCCUACAACGCGAGAUCGAGGCGCGCAGCCAGCGGAUCUCUGCCAACUGGCACCAGUGGCAGCGCGCAGAAGCCAGUGCCGCUCCCGUCGACGAGCCCGCCAGACCUUGGCGCAAGCUUAUUGUGGUCUGCGCCAAGCUGCCUUACACCUUCAUAUGGGACGAGGAGAAAGGCAUCGUCUCUUUAGAGUGCGACCGCUUUGAGGCGAACUUUGCGGAGAUCCUGGCCGCCGAGAUUGCCGAGGGCCAGGUACAUUCCUCCAUUUGCGUCAGACCAAGCGAGGUCUAUUUGAUUGGUGCGCCGGUGGUGCGACGAGCAUCGGACCGUUCUCUGGUGACCUGCAACGAGAACGAGGGCCUCCAGCAAGAGCUGGCAAGCGUCCUCCGGAAAGAGGCGAAGGUGGAGACAGUGCCGGUGUUCCCACCACCUGGGCGCGAUCGCUUUGGAGAUAAGGUGAUUUUUCCGCUUUUCCACUACACGCCCCCUUCCAUGGAGACUGGCAUUGGCCUCUACGACUGGGAGGGCUACACGCUUGUGAAUGAGACCUUUAGAGAUGCUGUGCUUCAGAUUCACACGCGAGGUGAUUUGGUCUUGAUCAAUGACUAUCCUUUGAUGCUGCUGCCAAAGGCCCUGCGCAAGGAGCGGCCCGACAUUUCGAUCGGUUUCUACAUCCAUUGCGUGUUCCCCAGCAGCGAGGUCUACCGAAUUCUACCCCAGCGGGAGGAGCUGCUUCGUGGAGUGUUAAGCUCCAACGUCAUCGGCUUCCACAAUUUUCAAUAUGUCCGCCACUUCCUCACAGCCGCCACACGCAUCCUGGGCUGCGAGUGCACCGCGUCGGGCAUUGAAGCGUGUGAGGAUGCUGGUGGGACCAGCACGAAGGUGAUCGCCGUGCCGCUGGGCAUCCAUCUGGAGCCCUACUCGCAGAUCUUUCAUCGAGAGGACACGAAAACCGCCAUCCGCGACCUCGAGAGGACCUACGCCUCCAAGACCAUUCUCAUGGCCGUGGAUCGACUGGAGGAGAAAGAGGGCAUCCCUCACAAGAUCAUGGCCUUCCACAAGUUCCUGCAACGUUCACCGGGCUGGGCUUCAAAGGUCGUCUUCGUACAGCUCGUGCAGGCCAAGACCUUUGACGACGAGGAGGUCUCCGAGACGCGCGAGGAGCGGCAGAAGCUGCUGCAGCAGGCCCAUGGCCCGGCCGUUUCGGCGUUUGCUGUGUCCUUCUCACACCCGGCAGAUGUGCUCAAGGUUCGGCUGCAGCUCACCGGUGAGUGCGACCGUCGAGUGAAGACCCUGCGGGCGAGAGACAUGAUGCGGGUGGCCCGACAAGUGGCUGUCUUGGAAGGUUUUGGAGGCCUCUAUGGCGGCAUCUCGGCCGCCUGGCUACGCAUGGCCUCCUUCGGCACUUUGCGCCACGGGCUCUAUGGCCUGCUGGAGCAAACAGGAAGGAACCAGAGAGGCGAGGUUUCACUCCUUUGGCGCUUGCAGGCAGGGCUGCUGGCCGGCACCGCGGCCGCGCUGGCGGCCAAUCCGGCCGAUGUGGUGCUGAUCCGGAUGCAGGCGGAUGGUGGAUGGCCGGAACAUCAGCGACGCCACUACCGCCAUGCUUGGCACGGCCUGCAGGAGGUCUACGCGGAAGGCGGGCUUGCGGCGCUCUACCGCGGCAGUGGCCCGACGGCGCUGCGGGCUGCCCUGGUGACGAUGUCGCAGUUGGCGACCUAUGAGGAGAUGAAAGGCAAGGCCCUCCAAGCCGGCUUCAACAACGAUGUGAGGCUGCACCUUUGCUGCGCCAUGAGCUCGGCCACCGCGGCCUGCCUUUGCACGCAGCCGGUGGAUUGUGUGAAGACGCGUAUCAUCAACAUGCAGAAAAACUGCGGUGUUUCAUACAGAGGUCCUUUGGAUGUGGUGAGGAAGACACUUGGCACUGAGGGCCCUUUAGCCUUCUACAAAGGCCUCUCGGCGACCUUUGUACGCCUAUGGCCGCAUACGGUGCUCUUGUGGUUGGGGCAGGAAGCCAUCACCGCUCGCCUGCGUGGCAAAAGAGGGGCUCUGCUCAACUUAGUCUACCAGAUGGGCGGUGAGUGCAACUCGGCCUUCGGCUCCAUUGGGCACCUGCCGUUCCACUUCCUUCACCAAGACAUCAGCAAGUCCGACAUCACAGCGCUGAUGGUCAAGGCUCAUGUCUUCAUGGACACGCCGCUGCGCGACACUCUUUCUCGAGAAGCUCAUGAGUUUGUUUGGUGCCAAGAGGACAAGGACUGCGGUGUGUUGAUCCUCUCGGAGUUCUCGGGCUCGGCGCAAUCCUUGCGCGCGGCCGCCAUCUGUGUGAACCCUUGGGACACCACUGCCUUUGCGGAUGCCAUUCAGGAGGCCAUGGAGAUGGUGCCCUUCGAUCGCAUGGAGCUCCACCGCUACGGGCAGAAGCACGUCUUCGCGCACACCCUGAGGCGUUGGGCUUCGAACUUCUUGGACGAGAUUUUGUCCGCGGAGCGCGAUUGCGAGGACGAGCGCUUGCAGAUUCCUCCGCCGUUGGACCUCGACAACCCGGUGGCAGCCAUGCGGAAGGCUGGCAAGAGGAUCUUCGUCUUCGGCUUCUCUGGGACCUUGUUACCACGGAAGUCCAAGAUCCAAGCGAAGAUCCUCUCCAAGCUUCACCCUGUCUUGGCAGCGAACCUCAAGGUUUGUGAUGACAACCUUUGGACGCCCGACAAUCCGCUUACGGCGGAUGGGGAGCGGCAGUGCCAAGAGGCGCAUGCCGAAUGGGGCCGAAAGAUCUUUGAGGGCGCAGAGCUCAUCAUUGUGUCGCCCAUGACGCGCGCGCUCCAAACAGCCUAUUUCAUUGGAGGACUCAAACCUGACGACAAGCGGGUUUUAGUGACGCCCAUGUGUGCAGAGCACCUGUCGGGGGCCACGUGCGACGAGGGCAGGCCAUUGGAAGAGCUUCGUGAGCAGCUGCCAUGGGCGCAAGGUUGGAAGGGCUUUUCAGAGCUGCAGGAGGAGUGGUGGAAGGAGGAAAGGCCUGAGGAGGCCUUGCGGGUCGCAGGCUUUCUGCAGUUCCUCCAGGAGCGCCAGGAGCGGAAGAUUGUGGUGGUAUCGCAUGGAGCUUUCCUGCAAUACAUUGUGGGGUACCAUAUGGAGAACGCCACUCGGCACAUGAUGAACUUGGAGGAUUCGCAGGCCGCCAAGAAGUCGUGCGAGAGGUCCUCCUUCAACAUCGGCUUCGCCGUGUGCCGGGAGUGGGAAGAUGCUCCCUUGAAGCGGCUUGCCAAGGCUCCGGUGACCUGUCUCCAGGGCCUGGGCCGCAAGCGGGGCGCCAUGUUGGCGUCCCUCGGCCCCAAGACCGUGCAGGACUUGGCGAAUUGGAAGUUUGCCCGCUGGGCCGAGUCCAUUUGCAUCCUGAGCCCUGCAGAACAAGACGGAUCCCGUGAUGUCAGCAAGAUAGAGAGCAAGAUGAACAUCAACAAAGCGCUGGACAAGGAGUGGGAAGGCUGGGCGAUGUCCUUCUUGUUGGAUGCGCCCUUGUCAGCCUUUGCAGGCUUAACACCUGCGAAGGAUCCCGUGUUCAAGUCGAUCGGCCUCACGUGCAUCAAGGACCUGGGCGAGUGGAAGUACUACCGAUGGGCUAAAGCCAUUUGCACCCUUGCAGAAGUCGAGAGUGAGAAUGGCUCCUCGUGA
Messenger RNA from Durusdinium trenchii, 4122 nucleotides. Lineage: Eukaryota; Dinophyceae; Suessiales; Symbiodiniaceae. The record is from the annotation of a GenBank genome assembly.